AUGUACCAGGACCUCAGCGGAGCUGAGAGGAGGGCCUUCGUGUCGCAGACGGACGGCUGCUUCAUCCCGGGAUACACGGGCCACUGCCCCACGCUCAAGUUCCGCUUCGGGAAGCGCUAUGGCGCCAACACCAAAGAAGCUCUUCAGGAGUUCGAGCAGCAGGCGGGGGCGCGGCGAGAGGCGUACCGCCUGCAUGAUCCCCAGGGGGCGCUGCUGACCCCAGUGCGCCGGUCCCAGGGCCAGCAGGAGGACCCGGGACAGCCCGUGAGACAGCGAGGCCGGCCCUACGUGCUGGGCUACACGGGGUUCAUCCCAGGGCUGCACUUCCGCUACGGCAAGUCGUUCCGGCGCGCGGCCGACGACAGCGUGAUGGAGUUCAACCGCCGCGCAGAGGAGGAGGAGCACAGGCGCAGGAACCAGAGGUCUCGCAGCGCGCCCAAGACUCCGUCCAUCCGCUCACGCGACGAGGUGAAGAGGGCUCUGGAGCAGUUCCAGCAGCAGCGCAGAUACCCAGAGGAGCACCGCAUCUCGCCCGAGUUCCCGCCCAUCGCCGGCUACACGGGGCACAUCCCGCGCCUGCGCGUCACCGAGGCGUCGCUCAGCCAGCGCUUCAGCACGGCGGCGCGCCUGGGCCUGGCGCUCAUGCGGCGCGAGAGGGAGCAGCGCGCUGGGGCGUGCGGGGGCGAGGCCCCGGGAGUGAGGGCGCCCCUGCUGCAGGCCGUGCCCCCCGUGUAGCCCCCCUGCCUCCUCUCUGCUCCCUCGUCCGCUGGAGGAGCCAGGGCUCUCAGGCGGUCUCAAGAUCUUCGCGCGCGAUAUCCACAUUCCACCACCUGUCUGCCCCAUGUCUUGUGCGAUUGGACCGUCAUCACUCAGUAGACGACCUCGAGCCAAUGGCAGCCAUUUGUACCAGGGGCGCAACAACUAAAUUUCCAAAAGGGGUGGGGGGGGCAAUAUACCUUUUUUAUAAAGAAUCAUCGAUCCCCCCUAUGGAAGCGGGGGUUCCCCCGGGAAAAUUUGUAUUUCAUGGUGGAAAAUGGUGCUAUUUAAGCAGUUUAAUUAUUUAAAAAUUGAUUACAUAGCACUUUCUUUGCCCCCGUUUGCCCCCACUUCAAGGUUUCAUAGGGGGGGGGGGAAAUACCCUUGCCCCCCCCCCCCCCUGUUGUUGCGCCCCUGAUUUGUACGGAGAUGACUUCUCACACAAUUGCGACGUCCUAAACAUGUGUCCGACAAGACACUAAUCUCUGACUGGUCCACGAGACCCUCUGACGUCAAGCGAGGCAUGUUUGAUGGUCCGAAUACAUUGGUCAACUUGAACUUUUUGUUCUCAGAAGAAGAACACUCAUUAUAUUUGCUGUUUCUAGUCCCAGUUUCAAAAGAUAAAAAAAAACAUAACGGACAUUAGAGUUUACUAUUGACUUGCAGAAUAAAUAAAUAUUAUUGACCUCCCACAAAUUUCACAAGUUAACUAAAUUUUCAAAACUUAGCUGCAUACACAUUUACAAAGCAUGAAAAUAGAAAACAAAAACGAUCAAAAAACAAUGAUAUUGGCGCUCUAUAUUCACUGCCCUUUGGUGACUAUUUUAGAAAUCAGUAGGUUUGGAAAUCAGACAUCGCAACAGUAGACAGGGCAGUUUUCCAUGCGACAAUGUGACGUCACUCACGUUAGGAUAAGGCCAUGGACCGCCCACAGGUUCGCACUGUUGUGAACGGGCCUUGAACUGUUGAAUAUUUCUACAAGGUUGAGCUGCGUCCUUGUGAUGAGCGCAGACAUCGCAGAAAGCUCAGGAAGGUCAUGUUUAUAUGUGCGAUCAAGGGCCCGCCUCGUCAGGGGUGUGUCUGUGGUGAGGUGGGAUGACAGAGCGACGCUCGCUGGUGCUUCCAGCGCGGUGUUCAGGGGCGAAGCCAGGGGGGGGGGGGGGUUAGGUGUUCAACCCCCCCCCCCCCCCCCUUAGCACCAAAUCUUUAAUUAAUUUCUUAUUCAUCACUCAAACAAAUUUAAUAUUAAAAUUAAUAAAAAAUUUUUACCAUUACAGUAUUUAAAUAUAAGUACCGGAAACUGCUAAAAUAGCACUAUUUUACACCUUAAAAUCCAAAUUUUCCCGGGGGAGGACCCCCGGGCCCCCGCUUUAAUACAAGGGGCCAUGCUUUUUAACACCCCCCAUACACAAAUCCUGGCUACGCCACUGGUGGUGUUGCCUCUAGGCGCAUGACAAACUAUGAUAUUUGAGGGGUAACAGUAACAAUUAUCAGAUAAAUAAACAUAAUGGUAUAAUCAAAAACCCUUGAGUGUUUUCAAGAACCUGUACCAGGUGUUUCAUGCCUAAUACAUAGUCUUGAAACACACGUUUUGUCAUGUUCACUCUUAUAAUAAUACAGUUAAAGAACAAAGUGCGGAAACAGGACUAACCAUUUGCUCUCGGCAUAUUCUUAAAUGCUUUUAGUAAACAAAUUCUAGAGCUCAAUACUUUCAGAAUGGUAGGGACUUAAGUUGUUCAUUUAAAAAAAAAUAGUUUAAACAAAAAAAAAGUGUGACCAUGGAACAGUGUUUUUUAAUUUUCCCUGAUAAAAUGACAGAAACAGGCUAUGACAGUUAACUUGGUACGGGUUUAAAAAAAAAAAAAAAAAACAUGGAGCCUGAAGUGAACAAAUCCAAGGCCUCCAUGUAUACGUGGUCCAACUUGAUCUCGAUCCCAACAAUCUAGCAUCACUCAGACCUGUGAGCACCGAGUCGGUAGUCAGGAGGUUCGGAACCCACUGCAAUCUCGGCUUAAGCCCCUGUGCAUGGCGGUGUGACCAACAUAGCACCUCGCCUGCUAGAAAUAAAGUGAGGGCCAGUGGAUUGCAACACUUGGAAUCAUAACUCAUCGCGGGACCGAGAGCUAACAAGUAGAUCUGAACUUGACUGACUCACAAAGCAAUAAUCAUCGGAGAUAGAUGAGCCUUGCCUUACACCCGAUGCCACGAUAGUUCACCGCUCUGCAUGUACAUCCUAGCGCAGCUAAAUGUUUCCACACCGUCAACUACAGAGCACGCAUUGUUUCAGAGAGCUGUACAGCUGUUAGUUUAGUCUUUCACAAGUGUCCUACCGUUCAUGUAGGCGUUGUCAUGUGUGAUGUCUGAUGAGUACAUCUGUGGAGUCACGAUUAUGUCGUGGACUCUUUUCACGUCUUGCCUAUGUAUAAUCCGUCCUUUUUUACAAUGCCCAUUGUUUGAUAACAAGGCGAGUUACGCAUCUUUGGAUAAUCACUUCCUCUCUGUGUUUAUAACUGUCUCAGGGACGUUCAUCAAGAGAACUGUAGUCCAAUCUCCAAUCAGCAACAAGAUGCAGAUGUUUAUGGAUUUUUUUCACAUGUAUAUUUUGCUAUCCAAUGAAUCAGUGAUAUAAUCGUGGCUCUAUUUAUGUGGAAUCUCGUGUCUUUAAUGGAGCCAUUAAAUACUGGUAGAUUUCCUUCUCAGAUUUUACCAUACCGCAGAGUACCUGUCUUAAAUGAGCACCAUAGGGUCAUGGAUUCUACUUUUGCUGAUUGCACGCAACUGCAUGAAUUCAUAUCAUUCUUAGUGGUUGAAAGCUAUUGACUUCAUAUUACUGCCCUUCUUUCUGAAAAUAUUUGCCAGUUAUACUUAGCAUUUGCAAUUUUUGUACAAUUAUUGCCACAAAAUUUCACAUUUAUAUAAAUUUCUUUAGAUACUGUGAUUUUUAUUGAUUUAAGUACUUUAUGUUAAAUUUCUGUAGACGUUUCAAAAUAUGCUAUCUCUAAAACCAUGUUCAAUUACAUUGCAUCAGUGUUAAAUGCCAUCCAUAAUAUUUCUUCAAAACAUGUAUGUACAAUUUUGAUAAUUAGGUCAUAUGUAUAUUCUAUUUUGUUAACAAAACACAAGUAAAUCCAUGGUUUCGUAGCAAUCUGUAUAACUUGUUUGAAAAUUACAUAUGUAAAUUAUAAAGUAAUGAUAAAAUAGUGAGAAAAAUGUUUGUAUAUGUAAAAUGUUCCGUGACACUUCAGUUUAUUGUCAGAGUAGUUUAGAGGUUUGUUAAAUUAUUUUGAUUAAUGGUGCACAGUUCAUAAGUGUGACAUUUAGCUGCUUGGAUUCUGUUUAUAAGUAAAAACACUUAUAAUUUAUUUUUGUAAUUUAUUAAUAAAUUGUAAUAAAAUCUACACUACAGUUUUGUUCAUAAGUUCCCUCUGACAUAUAACUGAAUUACUUUACGACAUCACUUCUGUUACAGAUGCAACUAUUUAAAUUUUUAUUUUUUAUUUAAAUAAAAUUAAAAUUUAUUUCAUUAUGUGUCAUCACAAAAUGUAUUUUAAAUACUUUAUUUUCUACUAAUGUCCUAUAUGUUGUUUUUCUUAUGAAAACCAAAUGGGAAAUGCAUAAAUUUUGUACUGUUCAUUGGCAAUUUAAUUUUAAAUAUUGCUAACAUAAAGCUAGGGUUUGCUUCUUUGCGUUUAUUUUUUUCAUACAGUUAAAUCUGCACGCUUUUGCGCUGAAAUAUUUGUUGGGAUAUCAUAUGUGCUGUGAUUCAAAGAUAAAUAGUCUUUUAUCCACAUUUUAAUUUUGUUUCUUGUGAUUAGAUAGCUGUCAAAAAAAUGAAGCUAGAUUAACAGUAAUUUAUUCAACUAAUUUUUUAUUUGAAGUAGUUAAAUUGUUAAGGAGUUUGGAUUGGUCACCUAAUUUUUCUAUACACUGAUGUAUUACAAAAUACAUCUACAUGAAUGUGUUUAGUCAUAACCGGCAAAAAUUAAAACAAUUUCACUAUUUUUUUGUACUGGUUAAAACCACAGAACUACUUAAAAAUUAUGCUACGCCUCAUAAGUGCACUUAUUUUUCCGUUGAGUAAGGCCGAUGGAUAUUUGCUGCAAAGUGGACAGGUUUAGUAAAUUGUUCCAGUUAACUGUGACUACCCACGCCAUGCAGUAGUUCUUGUUUCCGAGCCACGCCUGUGUGGUGUACCUGCCUGGAAAACAAAUAUAGCUCCUUCGUCUCUUUCCACAUGAAGAUAUAAUUCCGAGUGUUUGCAGAGAGAUACAAGGACGCAUUCUUAACUCGAAAACUACAAAAGUUCCCUGCCCUGUUCGGUAGCAUUAUUGUGAAAACAGCUGUAUAUUUCUGAAAAUGUUUUGAAAAUAUGUACAAACCAUGUACCUACCUGCUUCAAUGUCAAUAUUUCAUAGAAAAACAUUGUAAAUGAUUAUUCUUUAAGACAAUCUUGUUGUGAAUGGAGAUAAAAAAAACGGCAUUGCAAAAAAAUAAUCUUUCGCACGUUUUAAAUAAAUGCCUAAUAUACUUACGUGGAAAUAUAUGACAUAAACAAGUGUUAUUUCAUGGAAAGUGGAACAAUAAUGUAAUAUAUGUUCAAUAAAAUCUUGUUUAAUAACAGUGUG
Bacillus rossius redtenbacheri is the source of this 5381-nucleotide messenger RNA. RefSeq names its product ciliary microtubule inner protein 2B-like. The transcript is spliced from 5 exons. Bases 1 to 735 code for a protein of 244 amino acids. The record is from RefSeq and is a predicted model, not a curated record. NCBI's taxonomy places the organism in Eukaryota, Metazoa, Arthropoda, Insecta, Phasmatodea, Bacillidae.